This is a messenger RNA of Rhinocladiella mackenziei CBS 650.93, 576 nucleotides long. RefSeq lists its product as uncharacterized. Bases 1 to 576 code for a protein of 191 amino acids. The transcript is spliced from 2 exons. Lineage: Eukaryota; Fungi; Ascomycota; Eurotiomycetes; Chaetothyriales; Herpotrichiellaceae. The record is from RefSeq and is a predicted model, not a curated record.
AUGGGCUACGAAGUUGUAUUGGAAAAGGCACUCACAGACCUGCUUGUAAAUGAACUGAUCCAAAUGACGCAGGACGAGGAUUGUUUCGAACCGACCCAACUAAGUGUGGCCGUCGUGGCCGCCGGGCUUAGUCCCGAAAAUGACUUUUGGUUCACUCAGAACAGAGACGCGCCCUUGAGUUUCCAGACAAUGGCGCUCGCUGAAAUAUCCUGGAUGACUUUUCACGAUCAGCUUGACGUUCUUGGCGCUCUUGACGAAAGCGGCCUCGGAGCCAUUCGACCCGUCGGAGUCAAUCCUGCUUCGGUCAAUCGACUGGUCACCAGUGGUGCUGAAUUGAAAGAAAACACCGUAGAGGAGACUCGACUGGCUCGCAUUUAUCGCCGAGCUUAUUCGGCGUUCCCAUUGCGAGAUCUUUACAAUGAGAUCCCUGUUCACGAGAUUAGUGAGAAGUAUUCAGUCCCUCGAAGCCAGGUGCAAAUAUGGGCCCAAACUUGUCAUGGGUUUGCUGGAGAGACGAUCAUAUUUGGUGAAGGAUGGGCUGGAGUAUGCUCGCUGCGGUGCUCGAACAUAUGCUAG